Molecule: messenger RNA, 4401 nt
Organism: Ambispora gerdemannii
Lineage: Eukaryota; Fungi; Glomeromycota; Glomeromycetes; Archaeosporales; Ambisporaceae
Source: the annotation of a GenBank genome assembly
AUGCAAAGGUCGCCAAGAGUAAAAUUUAAGCCACAAGCACCAAAGGGCCUUUCUCGUUUACACCGCUUGAGUGACUUGGGAUAUCCUGAUUACUAUCCUCCUCGGGAAAACCAAGAUGAGGAUCAAAUGACCGAAGACAACGUACGUAAAGGUUUCACAUACACUUCACUAAUUUCUGACGAGUCAGCAACUCGACAUGACACUAUUUAUGCAAAUUUGAAAGGAGGUUUAGCGUUAAAAAAUAUGGGUGACUCAAUGUUGGAUUUAUUAAAGAGGAAGAGAUACGAGGAUGAAGAAGAUAUCGAGCCAUUUAACGCAGUCAUACCAUUACCAAAACGUGUAUGGAUGGAUGAUCGUAAGACGGAAGUUUGGUGUGAUAAAAUUGAUGCUCCGGAAUUGGCUGAUCUGAUUAAAGAUGGUAUGCCACUUCAUCUUCGUGGCGAGGAACUACUCAUGGUUUUGUGUCAACGACGACCAAAUUUCAUGAGGGCUCUUGAGUUGAUCAAGCUCGUAGGGCAACUUGAAGAACCUAAUUAUAAAAAGAAUUGGGCAGUGACUUGCUCCGAGUUUUUGAAACAGAAAGUGCAUAUUUUGCAACCUAAGGAAUGGCGAUAUAGUGUACAAUUGUCAAGAUUUCAAUAUGAUGAAGGAUUGACCGAUCAACGUAUUUUAAAAUUAAUUCUGGAUCAUAUAAGAACUUUCACUGAUCAUAAUUAUAUCGCAUUGUGGCUUUCUUUGGUGAUCGAAUUCUUAUCGAUAUAUACAGGAUCUAGAACUUUAAUGCGAUUGUUAAUUGAUUAUUUGCUCAAAAAACUAAAAGAGUUUCAACUACCGCCCUCGCCUACGCCGCCGACUCCUACUACUUCGUCAUCUACUGUUCAAAGCCCAGAUGGAAAUCGCAAUUCUCAUGCUGCUCCUACUACCGCUAAUGCUAUUCUGUGGGCAAGUUUUGUCACGUUGCCAGAUAUGUUUGUUAAUCCAAAACAUUGGUACACAUAUAAAGAUGUAAUACAAAACAUCAUAUUCGAAAGUCAUUUUAAUGAUGAGAAUGAUCGAUCAAAGUCGGCUGGACAUCGUACUAUCGAAGAAGAAGAAACUCUUCGAAUUUGGGAAAAGGUACGACGACGAAAUGAAUUUUUUUCCGAUUCAAAGGAGGAAUUAAUUCUUCUCGAAAAGAAUUUAUCAAAAGAGCCACGCAACAGGCUUUUUAUUAUUCUUGAUAAAGUAAAUCGGGGUACAAAUUACGACGAAUUGGCAGCUGAAUAUUUUCCUGGGAAAUCGAUAUACUUCCCGAUAGCAAAAAAUGAUAUAUCAUCUCGUAUUCAAGCAUUAUGCUAUUGGGCGGCGACCAAUACUAAGGUCAGUGAUCAUAGGCCAUAUGUAGCGUGCACAAUUCUGUCAAAAUGGAAGAAGAGAAAUGACAUUUCAAAUGAUGAGGAUGAAAAAUGUGAACGACAAGAUCUACUUCAGGAUUCAUUACUUACAUUUUUGGAUGAAUAUGAUUGUGGAAGUGCAAUUCAAGGAUACGAAUUUGUCGCACAUCUUUUUAGCGAGUUAAUUAGAUGUAAUCAUUUCUCACCUAACAAAUACAUUCAACGGUUGAUAUCAAGAGGUGAUCUUACUAACAGAAAUGAUGAAAGAACACUGCGACAUCUUAAAUAUGUUGAGUGCUUUCCUUUAUAUUCAUCCUCAGUAUAUCUGUAUAAUCAACGUAAAUGGGUUCUAUAUGGCAUUGGUUGUCAGAAUAAAGAUGAAGAGAUGACGUUUAAGAAUUUGCGCGAGAAAAUAAUGGCAAAAUUGCCUCGAAUGUUUGGCGAAGGAGCCGAUAAUCUUGAUGCACCAGUGGAUGAUAAUCCAAUCGAUGAUUUUGAGUUAUCUCUUCCACUUGAUCAAGAGACGUGUGCUAUUAUCAAAAACACUACGAGAUUCAAUCAAAUGCUCCUAACACAGAACUGGUUAGUACCUAGAGUAAAAGAGUUUAUUCAGAAGGCGCCAAUAACCGAUCAAAACUGGCGAAAUAAGUCGCAACCCGGCGCUACUUUAUUAAAUGCGAGACAAUUUGCUACUAUUGUACAAGUUUUAGAGCAUGCACGAGAUUUCAAUUCGUUGAUCGACUUGUCAUUAUGGGUGUUGGAAAAAACACUCGAAAGUAGUUUAUUCCCAGUGAUUAUAGAUACAUUUGCGCGACAUGAAAUAGUUUGGGCUGCUAUGGAUAGAGCCAAAGAAGUAUUUAAUGCAUUACACUCAAAACAUAAAUAUUUACGAGGUAAAAAAUCAAUUGAGCGAAAUAUAGUAGAAUAUAUGUGUCAACUUUGUGGAUUAAUACCAAAAAGGGAGCCAGCAGGAAAUAAAGACCAACAGGUCAAAGAAUUCUUCAAUAAACUACUUACAGACGUACAAAAAGGUCAAUUAAUUGAGGAACUCAAAGAUCGGCUCAAGCUUUCAUUGCAAUUUACAAAAUAUUGGGAUAAAAUUGGCAUUGAUUCUUCUCAACCUCGUGUAUUAGAUAUUGCUCGCAAAUGCAAAAUUUCACACAAUACCUGGGUGCGUAAUGAUCGAGCUAAUGAUUGUCCUUAUAGCAUACUUAAUUUCGCUAUUGAAAUUAUUCGCGAACACGCUGAAGAUUAUUAUGAGUUUCGAGUGAUUCGAAACGUAAUAACAAUUUUCGGUGAUAUUCUUCGAGAUAUUUGUGAUCGAACUAAGGAUGGAUGUUUAGAUACGGUCUUUAAAUUUUGCAUAGAGCAACAUGUUUCGGUGGAAGAUGGUAUCUUCAAGCAACCGAAUGCUAUUUGGUUUUUAUUCUUUUUAGAGACAUUAGUUGUAAGACGUUUAUUGUCCAUCGAUACUCUAAUAGCAGAAAUAAUUGAUAAUUUCGAACGACUUGCCAACAAAUCAUUGACUGACGAAGUUCUCAACGCUACAGAGAUAGACGAAACCAAAAAUUUAACAUUGCUUAUGAGUAUAAUAUUUGCCCAAGAGGGUGGAGACUUGAACGAAGAUUUGGGAUUAUGUACGAUAAAUAUUCAAAUGCUACAAACACAUUGUGUUUCCCUUUCCUCUCAUAUCUUAACCUCGCUUUCGACCAUAAUUCUCAAUUUGACGACGAUUGAGUCCAGACUUCCGCUGAAUAAUCCUCUAGUGGAACAAAUCCAAAAAUUCUGCAAGGAUCUGGCUAACACUUUUUGGUUUCGUCGAAUUUGUGCAAAUUAUCCUAAAAUAGCUUAUCAACUUUUUGUGGUUCAAGCUCGGGAAAGUUCUGUCAAAAGUGCCGAAAUGAAAAUGAUUGAAAUAAUGCAGAUGGCAUUCGGGGAAGGAGAUCCAAUUCAUCAUCACUUGGCUACGCAUUCAUCUUUUGCUUAUCUCGAAUACUUUAAAUAUAUCUUGUCACAAAUUAAUUUUUGGAACAUUCAUGUAAUCGCGAUUCAAUUUCGCUUAUGCAUGGAUAGUUUAAUGCUUUCAAAAAAUACAUCUACUCUGUCACCUGAAGAAAAAACAACGACAACCGAUGCACAAGGAGAUAUAGUAAUGAGCGAUGCGAGUAGACCUGAAUCUCAACAUUCAGAUGCGAAUGAAUCGAGCAUAGAAACAGCUAUCAUCAAAUACUUUUGGGAAGAAGUUGUGUUGCAGCAACAAUUCGAUGCUUGCAUCAUUAAAGAAUUAGUUGAUGGCGUUCGUAAAGAUUUUGCGCAUAUAAUGCUAGAUUAUGGCAUGCUUGUGCUAAAAAGACGUGAGCCACUAAUACCUGGUAUAGAGCAUAUUUUUCGUGCGUUGCUGAGAACAAUAAAUGAUGAAGAAAAAAGUAUUGUGUUAAGCGAAGAAUUACUUUCCCAGGUCAGCAGCUUAUGUGACGAAAUUUCAGAGGGGAAUUUCCAAUCUGCAGUGAUAUCCCGGAUUCACAUCCUAAUACCAUUAACUGAUGCGAUACUUUCACGAGUAUCUGGCGUCCAACCGGAAAAAAGAAGUACUCACGAGAUGUUUGAAAAAAUUCGAGAAUGUCGAUUAAUCGAGCAAUGGGUGUUCACGUUAAUUAAUUUACUCAUCAGCGAUCGACUUCACGAAUUGGAUAGUGAUCCAGCUAAUUUUGACAUUUUAUUGGAUCUCGUAUCAUUUUUGCUGGAUGAAAUGGGCACAAAGGCAAGAGUAAUUCUUGCGGGUGAAUUGAAAAAAGCGACUUUUGUUUUGCCAUCCAUGUGGGAAGAACGCAUCCGACGAAUAUUACCACUUCGAACGACUAAACAGCAUAUUGGGGCAGAUGGAAAGCCCGUGAAUGCAUGGAAAGUGACAGAGUAUAUUGGCAAGAACAAAGUUUUAGCGGCAAAUGAUGCUCAUAAUUUGUGGCCAGGUGCCAAAAUAUAUCUUCGUCCAAAGUCAAGAAAAGACCAAAUGACAAUAACAAAUUAG